AUUAAGUCGCGUUACUUAUAGAAAAUCGUCGAUCAUCGUCGAUAUUUUGGCUAAGGUAUAUAUACCUCAACGUUCUGUCGAAAUUAAGCAGAGAGUUUCCAAAAUUCGGGGUGUUUAGUCGAACGAACAAUACUAGUCUACAUUCAAAAUGACAAUUAAGUGCGGAGACAAACUACCAAAUGUUUAUUUGCAUGAAAAUACUCCCGAUUCGAAAGUAAACAUCUCAGAGCUAGCUGCCGGUAAGAAAGUAAUCAUCGUCGGGGUCCCCGGUGCCUUCACACCUUGCUGCUCCAAGGAUUAUGUACCAGAUUUUAUUUCCGAUUGUGGCAAGUACAAAUCCAAGGGAGUCGAUGAAAUCCUUUGUAUUUCCGUAAACGAUCCUUAUGUAAUGGCUGCAUGGGGAAAAGAUCUCAACGCAGGUGAAAAAGUUCGUAUGCUAGCGGAUGGCAACGGCGCUUUCACGAAAGCCUUGGGCCUUGAAAAAGAUUUUGCGGAUACUUUGGGCACCAGCAGCAGCAGGUGCAAACGUUUUUCGAUGUAUGCAGAAGACGGAGUGGUAAAGAAAUUGUUCGUUGAACCUGAUGGCCACAGCGUCACUUGCUCGAAAUCUGAAAAUCUUUUGUCGCAGUUGUAAGCAAGUAAAUAGCUAACUAAAAGAUUAGUUGUAACGCUACAGAGUAAAAAUACACAAAUAUUCAGUUUA
Molecule: messenger RNA, 703 nt
Organism: Daphnia magna
Lineage: Eukaryota; Metazoa; Arthropoda; Branchiopoda; Diplostraca; Daphniidae
Product: peroxiredoxin-5, mitochondrial-like
Exons: 3
Coding region: 149-634 (161 amino acids)
Biological process (GO): cellular response to oxidative stress; hydrogen peroxide catabolic process; cell redox homeostasis
Cellular component (GO): peroxisome; cytoplasm; mitochondrion
Molecular function (GO): thioredoxin peroxidase activity
Source: RefSeq, a predicted model, not a curated record